Messenger RNA from Cutaneotrichosporon oleaginosum, 1191 nucleotides. Lineage: Eukaryota; Fungi; Basidiomycota; Tremellomycetes; Trichosporonales; Trichosporonaceae. The record is from RefSeq and is a predicted model, not a curated record.
GCGCCCUCCACCACUCCUGGUCGGUCACUUCUCGGUCUCCAGCAUCUUCUUCUCACUUCAACAACUCAUUCCCACUCAUAAUGGCGCCAGGCAUCAUUGAGAUCGGCUCUACACAAGCCUUUGACCAGAUCGUCAAGUCGCUGCCUCCUUCACAGCUUCUCGUCGUCGACUUCCAUGCCGUAUGGUGCGGUCCCUGCCAUGCUAUCGCCCCCAUCCUCGCGCAGCUCGCGCAGAAGUACCCGCACGUCAAGUUUGUCAAGAUCGACGUCGAUGCGCAGGCCGAGCUCGCACGCCGCUUCCAGAUCUCUGCCAUGCCGACCUUCAAGUUCCUGAAGGGCGGGCAGGUCAUUGACGAGCUCCGCGGCGCCAGCCCUCCGCAGCUCACCCAGCUCGUGCAGAAGCACGCUGGCGCCGCGCCCUCCUCCGGCGCCUCCAAGGCCGGCGGCGCGCAGGAUGGCCCCGCCGCCCCCGCCGAGGGCUCCCUCCUCUCGCACAUCUCGGCGACGGGCCUCAGCUGCCUCGGCGAAGCGAAGGAGCACCCGCUCAGCUCGAUCGUGGGCCCCAACGCCGGGCCCAAGGGCCGCAGCUACCUCGAGUCAGACGUUGACCCCGAGCUUCUCAUUUCCAUGCAGUUCAACGAGCCCGUCAAGAUCAAGGCGCUGUCCAUCUUCUCGGUAGUGUCGCCCGCGCAGGCACCCAAGACCGUCAGACUGUACGUGAACCAGAACCACAUGGACUUUGGGGACGCCGAGGCGCACGAGCCGGCGCAAGAGCUCGUGCUCUCGCCCGACGACAUCCGGGGAAACAAGGUCGAGCUGCGCUUCGUCCGCUUCCAGAAGGUGCACACGCUGCACAUCCUCGUCAAAGACAACCAGGAGGACGACGAGACGACGCGCAUCGACUCGAUCGAUCUGUUUGGCCAGCUUGCGUAGGGUGUGAGGUAGGAGAUGGAUGCAUGGUGCUGAAAGCGAGGCGGCGACGCGGGUUGGCUGCGGGACAUGAUCGGAGAUGGCCGAUGGCUGGGCGAUGUCAAUAGAUCGGCGGGCCGUUGGUGUCUCUGGCGUGACGGAUUAUGGUGCGCCAUCAGGUGUUCAGUAGACCAGUCGCUGAGUCGCCGCCGCCGACUGCAAUGCGCAGCUGUUAGUUAGAAAGGGAGACGGCAAGCUGGCGCGGGCGAUGCAGACGGUGCCG